Arabidopsis lyrata subsp. lyrata is the source of this 1061-nucleotide messenger RNA. RefSeq names its product defensin-like protein 182. The transcript is spliced from 2 exons. Lineage: Eukaryota; Viridiplantae; Streptophyta; Magnoliopsida; Brassicales; Brassicaceae. The record is from RefSeq and is a predicted model, not a curated record. Bases 575 to 958 code for a protein of 127 amino acids.
AAACUUUACAAGAUUAUGAAAAACUAAUCAACAAGAUUAUAAAAAACUCUCUAACAAUAGUUUAAUUUCUUUCAUUUGUUUACUUUCUAUGAUUUUAUUAAACUCAUCAAGAUUCUUUGUAAAUUAGGAACCAAUAAAACCCCCUAAAUAUUUUAGAUGAACGGAACCUGAGUACAAAUGACAAAUCCAUAAAUAUUAUUACCUUUCAAAUCCCUAAUAUUCAUUUAAACAAUAGUUUCUAUAUCUCUCUCAUAAAACAAAACAUCUCACCUGACCAAAAAAAAUGAAAUCAUAACCUCUGUUUUGACCGAUAAUCAUAUUUUCUAUGGAAGUAACUUUAUUGGUCAUACCAAUUUUUGCAAUAAAUUGAUGUGUUUGAAAAUCAUAAUUACAUUAGCCUAUUUGUGGACAAAAUCUUAAUGUUCUUUUGACCAAAUGUUUCUUUUAAAAGUUUUGAAAAAUUUUCUUUUAAGUUGAAGUCCAUGAUGCAUUAUAAUGAUGUCCCAAUAACAUACAAGCAAGCACUUAAGAGAGAUAUAAGUUCAGCAAAAAAAAUCUAGGAAGGGAGAAAAAUAUGGAGAGGAUGACAUCAAUUGUCUUCAUUGUUAACUUACUUAUCAUUUUUACGUCAGUUGUGAAUCAGACUAGAGCAGAUACGUGUACAGAUGGAUUAGGUCUUUGCAACGGCUGCGAUGAGAGAUGCAAGGCCAAGCACGGACCAUCGAGCGAAAGCAACUGUGAUCGCAGUAUUGGGGUAGGGCUAUGCGUGUGCUACUACCAAUGUGGAUCCCCAUCACCACCCGUGCAGAAGAAAUGCAACGGUGGGGCUGGUAUAUGUAGUCAAAGAUGUCAAGGAACAUGUUGUGAUAUGAACUGUGCACAAAAGUAUAAUGGUGGACAUGGAUUUUGUAACACUCUUGGUACAUUUAGUUUGUGCCAAUGCGAAUAUCCUUGUUAAAGUCGGUUGACAAAAGGUCCUUAGUGUUGUACGUUGACAUCAUCAUAUCAGUAAACGUUUUGAAAUUAACCUUUUGAAUGAGCUAAAAAUGAUUUUUUCCAUA